AUCUCUGCCUGCGGAGGGAAAUGCUUAUCAGCGGGAGAGCCGUGAUCAGCGAUUAUGUGGCAUCCUCUUUUGGGGCGACGUGUUGUAAAGACCCCGGAGCGUCAGCCAGGUGACCCUCGAGCAGAUCCGAGGAGAAGAGCCAGGAUGCCGCAUCGCACCAUUCAUCUUUUCCGGAAGGGACUUCGGCUUCAUGACAACCCAACGCUGCUGGCCGCGCUGGAGUCCUCGGAGGUCGUCUACCCUGUCUACAUCCUGGACAGAAAGUUCAUGACGUCCGUGAUGCACAUAGGGGACCUGCGGUGGCAUUUUCUGCUGCAGUCCCUGGAGGACCUCCAGAAAAACUUGUGUCAGCUGGGCUCUUGCUUGCUGGUUAUUCAAGGAGAGUACGAGUCUGUUCUUAGAGAUCACAUCCAGAAGUGGAAUAUCACGCAAGUGACUCUGGAUGCGGAGAUGGAACCAUUUUACAAGGAAAUGGAGGCCAGCAUACGACGUCUGGGAGAAGAGCUGGGGUUUGAGGUGCUUUCUCUGGUGGGCCACAGUCUGUACGAUACCAAACGGAUUUUGGACCUGAACAGUGGGACUCCCCCAUUAACAUACAAGCGGUUCCUUCACAUUCUGUCUCUGCUUGGCGACCCUGAGGUGCCUGUCCGAAACCUUACAGCUGAAGACUUCCAGAGAUGUAGGCCCCCUGACCCGGGCCUGGCUGAGUGUUACAGGGUGCCCCUCCCCGUGGAUUUGAAGAUCUCCCUGGAGAGCCUUUCCCCCUGGAGAGGAGGGGAGACCGAAGGGCUACAGCGCCUGGAGCAACACUUGACUGACCAGGGCUGGGUGGCAAGUUUCACUAAACCGAGAACAAUCCCAAAUUCACUGCUUCCAAGCACCACAGGCCUGAGCCCGUAUUUCAGUAUGGGCUGUCUGUCAGUUCGCACCUUUUUUUAUAGGUUGUCAAACAUUUAUGCUCAGGCCAAGCAUCACUCUCUGCCCCCAGUGUCGCUCCAAGGGCAGCUUCUGUGGAGGGAAUUCUUCUAUACAGUGGCGUCAGCAACACCAAACUUCACCAAAAUGGCUGGGAACCCCAUCUGCCUUCAGAUCAGUUGGCGUGAGGAUGCAGAGAGGCUCCACAAGUGGAAAACGGCACAGACGGGGUUCCCGUGGAUCGACGCGAUUAUGACCCAGCUGCGCCAGGAAGGCUGGAUCCAUCACCUUGCUCGGCACGCUGUUGCCUGCUUCCUGACGCGGGGGGACCUUUGGAUCAGCUGGGAAGAGGGCAUGAAGGUGUUUGAAGAGCUGCUUUUAGAUGCUGACUACAGCAUCAACGCGGGGAACUGGAUGUGGCUGUCGGCCAGCGCUUUCUUCCACCAGUACACACGGAUCUUCUGCCCUGUCCGCUUUGGGAGGCGCACGGACCCCGAGGGGCAGUACAUCCGGAAAUACUUGCCUAUACUAAAGAACUUUCCCUCCAAGUACAUCUACGAGCCCUGGACAGCAUCUGAAGAGGAGCAGAAGCAAGCGGGGUGUAUCAUAGGUCAAGGUUACCCUUUCCCGAUGGUGAACCACAAGGAAGCCAGCGACCACAACCUGCAGCUGAUGAAACAGGUCAGAGAGGAACAGUACAGAACAGCCCAGCUCACGAGAGAUGAUACAGAUGACCCAAUGGAAAUAAAAGUAAAGCGUGACCACUCUGAAGAAAGCAUAUCAAAAGGAAAGGUGGCCAGGAUGACAGAACAAACCGAGAUCCCGUCAGGGAUUAGCCGUUGGGAACCAAAGAAUGGCAAAAGGGGAGAGCCAGAGGCCAGCUGAACUGGACAAACUCUAGUUGCUACUUUGUCCUGCAGAUAGUGCCUCUUGUUUGUGAACUGACCUCCAAGAAAAGUGUUCUAUCUUGAAUGUGUUUGUUAGCGCAGUUAUUUUGAAUGAAAUUGUCUGUGCGUGGCUUACAAGCCGUUUGUCGCAGCUGUUUGGUAAAUUCAAGAGGUGACUGGUUUUGACAGGACAUGAUGCUAUAGCAUUGUUCAAAUCCACUUGACGUUCAUGCCCCUUGUAUAGUUUUAGUGAUAAGUACUAGGCUUUCCAACAUGCCAGAUAAAUGUCGGUUGAAGAAUAUAUGAACAUUAAUGUGCUCACACAUUAGUGUUAAAAGCUUGAUUUGCCUGUCUUGUAGAGACAGAGGUUUAGGGAUUUUCAGAUGCCGUUUCUAAGUUCACAGUUUGUGCUUGCAGUCCCCAGUUUGGGGAGAUACAGCAGAAUGCAGCCCGUCGUAAGGUUGUGUGUAGUUCUUACGACUUAAAUGGGACUUCUUAUGCAUUUUAAGGGCAACGUUGCAAAAUGUCUCACUGAAUUAGGGCUGACGUACAACUUUCUUCACCAUAACUCUCCUUCUUGGCUAAUUCCUCUAGAACGGUAGGGUUGAUAUUAUUUCUAUCAUGUACCACAUAUAAAAAUUUACCCUUCCAUUGAAAUGUCUCAUUGUGAAGUUU
Pygoscelis adeliae (Adelie penguin) is the source of this 2477-nucleotide messenger RNA. RefSeq names its product cryptochrome-1-like. The transcript is spliced from 11 exons. Gene Ontology annotation, biological process: entrainment of circadian clock by photoperiod; circadian regulation of gene expression. Gene Ontology annotation, molecular function: DNA binding; FAD binding. Gene Ontology annotation, cellular component: nucleus; cytoplasm. Bases 55 to 1800 code for a protein of 581 amino acids. The record is from RefSeq and is a predicted model, not a curated record. Lineage: Eukaryota; Metazoa; Chordata; Aves; Sphenisciformes; Spheniscidae.